Messenger RNA from Fusarium sp. VM40, 480 nucleotides. The record is from the annotation of a GenBank genome assembly. NCBI's taxonomy places the organism in Eukaryota, Fungi, Ascomycota, Sordariomycetes, Hypocreales, Nectriaceae.
AUGUCUACCGCUCAGGAGCUCUCCAACAUUUCCUCGGACUUGAUCUGGGAGAUCGUCCGUGACAACAACUGCUUCUCUGCCAAGAGCAAGAAGAACGGCGGUGUUCAGUUCUCCCGAGACCCCCUCAACUUGACCAACAAGACCUCCCGCAAGCACGCCGGUUUCGUCAACGACAAGGCCCUCGGUAUCUCCUCCGGCGAGAAGGGUGCUGUUGUUGUCACCUCCAAGAAGGCCCAGCCCAACAAGCCCGCCCAGAACCUUGUCAACACCACCUACAGCGGCUCCAAGAGCAACCGCAAGACCUUCCAGGCUGUUGCCAACCAGACCGCCAAGAACGGCUACCGUGCUGACCUCCGCUCCGCUGCUGUCGAGCGUGUUUCCGCUAUCAAGCGAACCAACAAGCCCGUCAAGCCCGAGCCUGAGCAGAAGCUCCGUGGCAACAAGGCCAAGAAGGCCGCUGCUGCCACCGAGGAGAACUAA